CCCCUCAUCCACUUUCUUCAACACUUUCUUCCUCCUUGAAACAAACGAGCUACAGAAAUGGGGACCUACCGAUCCUCGCAGAUUAUGCCUCUCCUCUUCUUCGUCAUCAUAACUUUAUCAUCGGCCUUGGCUUUGGCUUCUUCGAUCAUCUCCGAGAGGACGGAUGAGGAGGUGAUGGCGCUCUACGACCAGUGGCGUGCUAAGCAUGGGAAGUUGCGGAACGGCCUCAGAGGACAGCGGGAUGAUCGAUUCGAGAUCUUCAAGGAUAAUCUUAAGUACAUCGACGAAAUCAACGCCCAAAAUUUGCCCUACCGUUUAGGUUUGAACGUAUUUGCAGAUCUGACCAAUGCCGAGUACCGAUCCAAGUACUUGGGAACCAGAUUCGCCGCUGGUUCAAGGAGAAACAAGACGAGCAGUCGCUAUCAGCCUCGCCUUGGGGAUAAACUUCCCGAAUCUGUCGAUUGGAGGGAGAAAGGAGCCGUCGUUCCCGUUAAGGACCAGGGAAGCUGCGGGAGUUGCUGGGCGUUCUCAACUAUAGCUGCUGUGGAAGGCAUAAACCAGGUUGUUACAGGCGACUUGGUAAGUUUAUCAGAACAGGAGCUGGUGGAUUGUGACACUUCUUAUAACGAAGGUUGCAAUGGAGGCUUAAUGGAUUAUGCCUUUGAAUUCAUCAUCAACAACGGUGGCAUUGACACCGAGGAAGAUUAUCCUUACAACGGCUUUGAUAGCUCCUGCAUCCAAUAUAAGAAAAAUGCUAGGGUCGUUUCAAUUGAUGGCUAUGAAGACGUUCCUGUAAACGAUGAGAAAGCACUGCAAAAAGCUGCCGCUAAUCAGGUUGUGGCUGUUGCCAUCGAAGGAGGUGGUAGAAGUUUCCAGUUAUAUCAAUCGGGUAUAUUCACUGGAAAGUGUGGAACAAAUUUGGACCAUGGUGUUAACGUAGUUGGAUACGGGUCUGAAGGGGGCGUUGAUUACUGGAUUGUGAGAAACUCAUGGGGCGGGAGCUGGGGUGAACAUGGCUACAUCAGGAUGCAACGUAACAUUGCUUCCUCAACAGGUCUCUGUGGAAUUGCAAUGGAACCUUCCUACCCCAUUAAAAAGGGACCAAACCCACCAAAUCCAGGCCCAACUCCUCCAAGUCCGGUGAAACCACCAUCUGUAUGCGAUGAAUAUUACACCUGUCCCGCCGCUGAAACCUGCUGCUGCAUCUUUGAGUUCUCAAACCUGUGCCUUGAAUGGGGAUGCUGCCCACUUGAAAGCGCCACCUGCUGUGAUGACCAUUACAGCUGCUGCCCCCACGACUAUCCCAUCUGUAACGUCCGUGCUGGAACCUGCUUGAAGGGGAAGAAUGAUGUUUUCGGAGUGAAGGCGAUGAGGCGCACUACAGCUGCAGCCAAACCAUCGUGGGCAUUCGGAGAUGUGUCUGUUGGAAAGAGCAGUGCUUAAUAAGAUUGCAGCUUUGUGGGGGUUAAGAACGAAAGACAGGCUUGUUACUGUUGCAUCGAUACUCUCCAAGGCCUGUGUUUCUCAUAUUGCAUGCCUCCCGGUUUCACACAUUUUAGUUCAAUGGUCGUUUAAGUUAUCACACCAUGAUUAUUGUAUAUAGGACUUAUUUGAAUAUAAACAUUUGAAACAGAGACUAAUUGUUGUCAAGUUAAUAUUAUUAGCUCUCUCUGUGUAGAAUUCUGAAUUCAGCAACCAUUGGGGCUGUGCAUUAAUAAUGAUGUGUUGUAUCAUUUCAAAGGUA
This is a messenger RNA of Cucurbita maxima (winter squash), 1744 nucleotides long. RefSeq names its product low-temperature-induced cysteine proteinase-like. Gene Ontology annotation, molecular function: cysteine-type endopeptidase activity. The transcript has 5 exons. NCBI's taxonomy places the organism in Eukaryota, Viridiplantae, Streptophyta, Magnoliopsida, Cucurbitales, Cucurbitaceae. Gene Ontology annotation, cellular component: lysosome. The record is from RefSeq and is a predicted model, not a curated record. The coding region runs from base 58 to 1443 and encodes 461 amino acids.